Molecule: messenger RNA, 632 nt
Organism: Gastrolobium bilobum
Lineage: Eukaryota; Viridiplantae; Streptophyta; Magnoliopsida; Fabales; Fabaceae
Product: large ribosomal subunit protein eL31-like
Exons: 3
Coding region: 121-483 (120 amino acids)
Biological process (GO): cytoplasmic translation
Cellular component (GO): cytosolic large ribosomal subunit; ribosome
Molecular function (GO): structural constituent of ribosome
Source: RefSeq, a predicted model, not a curated record
CAUUAGGGUUUAUGUUCUGAUAUUUAAAACACUUUUCGUCUUUCUUAUUAUCAACCUUCGGCCUCCGACACCUGCUAAUCGCUGCGUUUUCCAAAUCCCAAUCGAAAGGUGUAAGUGACAAUGGUGGAGAACACAAAGGGUAGGAAGGAGGAGGUUGUUACCCGAGAGUACACCAUCAACCUCCAUAAAAGAUUACAUGGCUGCACAUUUAAGAAGAAAGCUCCUAAAGCAAUUAAGGAGAUUAGGAGCUUUGCCCAGAAAGCCAUGGGCACCAAUGAUGUGAGAGUGGAUGUGAAGCUGAACAAGUAUGUCUGGAGCCAGGGGAUUCGAAGUGUACCAAGGAGGAUUCGGGUACGAAUUGAUCGCAAGAGGAACGACGAUGAGGAUGCAAAGGAAGAGCUAUACUCCCUUGUUACCAUUGUUGAAAUCCCUAAAGAGGAGCUGAAAGGUUUGGGCACCAAGGUCAUUGACGAAGAGGAUUGAUAUAGUGGAUAUAUUUAUUGGCUAUGCUAAUGUAGUUUUUACGUUUACAUUUGAUUUUGUUGAGACAUCAGGCAUAUGUAGUUUGAUAACAUCAAUUGCCUUCUGUUUUGUUUGCGUUAGAAAAGAUGAAACAGCAUCUAUGUUUUUGA